GGUAUUGGCUGCAGCUGCUGAGCUCUCCACACCAAAGAGGAGCAGAGUGUCGCCUUGCCGUGGUCAGUGUGCGCUUGACCUGUGCUUGAGGAUAUUUUACCUGUCCAUAGCAAACGGGGAAAUACCAUCAUGCCUUCCAAUGCUCAAGGUGGGAAAGCAUUCGGUCUCCUAAAGGACCAACAACGACAAAAACUGGAGGAGGUAAACCAGGAAUACUUGGAAGACCAGAAGUACAGUGAUGAAGAGGAUUUGGCUGAGAAAUUGGAAGGUUUUAAAAAUAAAUAUGCUGAAUUUGACCUGAACGACCAAGGAGAGAUUGAUUUGAUGGGUCUGAAAAGGAUGAUGGAGAAGCUUGGAGUACCUAAAACUCAUCUAGAACUGAAGAAAAUGAUUGUUGAAGUAACGGGAGGCAGCAGCAACACUAUCAACUACAGGGACUUUGUGAAGAUGAUGCUCGGGAAGCGCUCUGCAGUACUUAAGCUUGUCUUAAUCUUCGAGGACAAGGCCAAUGGCUCCCCGUCCAAGCCGUCAGGACCCCCUCCAAAGCGGGACAUUGCCAGUCUGCCUUAAGCCCAGAGUCUCCAGCCCACAGUAGAAGGACUGUUAGUCGUCGUGUGUAAAUGAGCCUUUCUUCUUCCAUGAUCUUGAGUGUUGUGUUGCGGGAACAGUCUGUGAGGAUUUGAACUUUGUGACUUUUAUCAUAAAUGGCCCCAGUGUUGUGUAUUUGAAAGACACCUGGACUUCAUGUUGGACUGUGAAUAUCUUUUACCCAUUUAUUUUAAUAUGUAGCAAGGCUAGUUGUGGAAGUACAUUUUGUGUUUUAUCGUUGCAUUUUAAGGGAACUUGUCAUUGUGUUAUUUUACUAUAUACUUUUUGAAUAAUUUAAUCUCCAGACACAUUUUUGUCACUGUGCUCAGUCUUUUUGAUAGGCUCUUUUUUGUAACUAUGCUUCAGGUUAGGCACAGUUGCGCUCUCUAUAUUUAGGCCCAUUGAGAAGCAUGGAAGAAUACUGAUCCAAUUGGCAUGGGUAACUACUGAAUGUUUUAAUGAUCACUUAAGUCUUGUGGAUCGUCUUCAACCUCAGAUGGACAACUUGGAUGACAAUGUUGAUUUCAUGUUGAAAUGUCAGUAGUUGCACAUAUAAGUAACAUUAUUCUCUACAAUCAUUUUCUCCAAGUGCCUCAGCUUGCAACUUGAUUGAGGAAAUGCAUAAGGUAUUGAAUUGAUAACAUUAUUGUUAUAACUUUUUAACCUUUGUCUUUUUAAACAUACAUUUAUUGAUUAAAUUCUGUAUGUUGUACAUA
Messenger RNA from Periophthalmus magnuspinnatus, 1304 nucleotides. RefSeq names its product allograft inflammatory factor 1-like (gene aif1l). Bases 130 to 570 code for a protein of 146 amino acids. Gene Ontology annotation, cellular component: actin filament; ruffle membrane. Gene Ontology annotation, biological process: ruffle assembly; actin filament bundle assembly. Gene Ontology annotation, molecular function: calcium ion binding; actin filament binding. NCBI's taxonomy places the organism in Eukaryota, Metazoa, Chordata, Actinopteri, Gobiiformes, Gobiidae. The record is from RefSeq and is a predicted model, not a curated record. The transcript has 6 exons.